Messenger RNA from Erpetoichthys calabaricus (reedfish), 2421 nucleotides. It is a transcript of the gene tdrkh, whose product is annotated as tudor and KH domain containing. Bases 218 to 1906 code for a protein of 562 amino acids. The record is from RefSeq and is a predicted model, not a curated record. The transcript has 14 exons. Gene Ontology annotation, molecular function: RNA binding. NCBI's taxonomy places the organism in Eukaryota, Metazoa, Chordata, Cladistia, Polypteriformes, Polypteridae. Gene Ontology annotation, biological process: spermatogenesis.
GCAGUGUGAUUGGCGGGAGGCGGUACUGAAGGACGUCUGCGAUUUUGGAUGCAACGAGAUCGAUCAGCUGGAGAAGAUAAGGAAAUUACUAAGUACAACGAGAGCCGCGAUUAUGAAAGGUUACCUGUGUGAAGAAACCGUGGCGGACAGAGUCUGAUGAACGAGGGCUAGUGUAACGAAGGUGGCCAGGCAAAUUCAGGCUUCACUUGUUAAAAUAAUGGCAUCAAUGGCAGAAGGCUCUUGGGGAACAUUAACCACCAGUCAGAAAGUGGCAUUAGCUGUCGGCGUUCCUGCUAGUGCUACAAUUGGGUACAUUCUAUACAGGAAAUAUCGUAGCAGCACUGGACAAGAUGCCUAUCGGCUUAGUACAGGAGAUGUGACAGAAUGCAAAAUACAUGCUCCUCUGCCAGUGUUCCGAGCCAUCACUAUUCGUAGAGGCUCGUUUCUCCAUGAGCUGAGGAGUGAGACAGGAGCCAGUAUUGAGAUAACAAUGGAGGAAACUGAGGAGAAUGACAAAAACGAGUUGAUCUUUUUCAUUCAGGGUACACCAGAACAAGUCUUUAGAGCCAGAGUAGCCCUUACUCAAUUAGUGUCCAGCUAUGAACUGGUUACAGACCAGAUGAAAAUUCCACAGAGUUCCAUGGGUCGCAUUAUAGGUCGUGGAGGAGAAACCAUUAAAACUCUCUGCCAUAUCUCAGGAGCUGAAAUCAGGUGUCCUAAACGCAGUAAAAGCAAUCAUGCAGAGAAUGAAGUAAGCCUCAUCACCAUAACAGGGACCAGAAGUGAAGUGGAUGCUGCUAAGGAACUUGUCAUGGAGAAAGUAUCAGAGCAUGAAACAAUGAAGAGGAAAAUUGCUCAGUCGGUUGCUAUGCGUCAACAGAGGAAGCCCCAAGAUGUCUUAAACCAUAGAAAUACACCAAACAGCACUGUGGAUUGGAAAACUGAAAAUCUGCAAAUGAGCAUAACCUUCAAGGAGAACAAUGAGAAUAAACAGGAGAACAAACUGCUAAAGCAGAUUUCAGAAUGUAUGAUUCCAAGUAGUAGAGCUCUGAACAACGGGACUGAGUUGCCAGAAGAUGUUCCAGUGAGUCCACAUAUUGAAAAAUUUGAAAUUCCUAGCCCAGACCUGUGUUUUCAACCAGAUGAACACCUGGAUGUUUAUGUGUCAGCCAGUGAGAACCCAAACCACUUCUGGAUUCAGAUUUUGGGGGCUCGUUCUUUGCAACUUGACAAGCUCACUAAUGAAAUGACUCGCUUCUAUACCAAUCAGGAUCAUACGGAGGAAGUAUUGAAUAUUGCAGUAGGUGAUAUUAUAGCUGCACCAUAUGAGGCCCAUGGAUCUUGGCACCGAGCAAGAGUUGUCGGCUUCCUAGAAAAUGGAUUUGUGGAUGUAUAUUUUGUAGAUUUUGGUGACAAUGGUGCAAUUCUUCCAGAGAGCAUUCACUGUCUAAGGAGUGACUAUUUAAGUUUGCCAUUUCAAGCCAUUGAGUGCAGCUUAGCUGGAAUACGCCCUUUAGGUGAGAACUGGACUCUUCAAGCCCUAGAUGAUUUUGAGAGUUUGACCCAUUGUGCUGAAUGGAAACCACUUGUAGCCAAGCUUUGUAGCUACUCUCAGAGUGGGAUGUUUCCAUGGCCUUUUAUUCAGCUGUAUGACUCCAGUAAUGAAAAAAAACUGGAUAUCGGAGAGGAGCUAAUCCGAUUGGGCCAUGCAGCCCGUCAAGAGUGCCCACCAGGAGACAGGACUGGUGUUGAAGAAAAAGCAGAUGCAAGUUCUGUUUCUCUGCAGAAAAUGAUGGAUGAUGUUCGAGAAAUGGCCUCAGAGUUGAGUUUAUCUUGCAUUAGUCUUUCAGAAGCUGCCUCUAUUUCAGGAAGUGCUGAUGACAUUAUUGAAGAGGAUUCCUUUUAAGCUGAAAGCCAUCAACCACUUUUUUUUCCUAUGGGAACACCUGAGAUAAAGCUGGUAGAGUUUCCGUGGACCAUGUUUACAACUGCUGUCAUUUGCUACUUUGCAUUUCUAUAUGUUAGGGUAGAGUAACAUGUAGAAAACCGAUGACAGAAUGCAAGAUGACUGAAGUCUACUACUCCUGGUGAAUUUUCAGAAUCGGUUCCAGUUUGUGUGUUUUCAAAGGGUGAGAUGAGAAAUUCACACCGGACUCCAAAAUUAAUGUUUAAUAAAAGAUCUUAAUGCUGUAAUCAUACUGAUUUCUCUGUAAUAAAAACACAGCAAAUUUGGCCAAAUUUGUUGUAAAAAGAAUGUGUUUAAUGCCUUAAACUAAAGGAAAAUAUAAAAAUAAGAAUAUCUGUUUGGAGUGAUUGAGAUGAAGUGUUCUUAUACCUGAUAUUGAAAAAUGCUUGUAUAUUGAGUUUUUUUUUUUUUUACAUAUAUAAUUUAUCAAAUAAAAUAUUUGUUCCUAACUUUCU